AUGUAUUGGGUAUGGCACACUUCCUCGCCACCGCAUCAUGUGUAUUGGGUAUGGCACUCUUCCUCGUCACCACAUCAUGUGUAUGGGGCACACUUCCUCGCCCACCGCAUCAUGUGCAUUGGGUGGCACACUUCCUCGUCACUGCAUCAUGUGUAUUGGGUAUGGCACACUUCCUCGUCACCGCAUCAUGUGCAUUGGGUGUGGCACACUUCCUCGUCACUGCAUCAUGUGUAUUGGGUAUGGCACACUUCCUCGCCACCGCAUCAUGUGUGUGGGGUGGCACACUUCCUCGUCACUGCAUCAUGUGUAUUGGGUGGCACACUUCCUCGUCACCACAUCAUGUGUAUUGGGCAUGGCAUCACACUUUCUCGCCACCGCAUCAUGUGUAUUGGGGUGGCACACUUCCUCGUCACUGCAUCAUGUGUAUUGGCAUGGCACUUCCUCGUCACCACAUCAUGUGUAUUGGGUAUGGCACUUCCUCGCCACCGCAUCAUGUGUAUUGGGUGGCACACUUCCUCGUCACUGCAUCAUGUGUAUUGGGUAUGGCACACUUCGUCACCACAUCAUGUGUAUUGGGUGGCACUUUCGCCACCGCAUCAUGUGUAUUGGGUAUGGCACACUUCCUCGUCACUGCAUCAUGUGUAUUGGGUGUGGCACACUUCCUCGUCACUGCAUCGUGUGUAUUGGGUAUGGCACACUUCCUCGCCACCACACCAUGUGUGUGGGUAUGGCACACUUCCUCGCAAACGCAUCAUGUGUAUUGGGUGCACUUCCUCGCCACCACAUCAUGUUUAUUGGGUAUGCACACUUCCUCGCCAACGCAUCAUGUGUAUUGGGUAUGGCACACUUCCUACUGCAUCAUGUUUAUUGGGUAUUGCACACUUCCUCCACACCGCAUCAUGUGUAUUGUGGCACACUUCCUCGAAAACGCAUCAUGUGUAUUGGGUGUGGCACACUUCCUCGCAAACGCAUCAUGUGUAUUGGGUAUUCAUGGGUAUGGCACACUUCCUCGCCACCGCAUCAUGUUUAUGGGGUAUGGCACACUUCCUCGUCACCGCAUCGUGUGUGUCUAUGGCACACUUCGCCACCGCAUCAUGUCUAUUGGGUAUGGCACACUUUCGCCACCGCCACCUUCCCUCGUCACCACAUCAUGUUUGCACACUUCCUCGCCACCGCAUGUCUAUUGGGUAUGGCACACUUCCUCGACACCGCAUCAUUGGGUGUGGCUUCCUCGCAAUCGCAUCAUUGUAUUGGGUAUGGCACACUUCCUCGCCACCGCAUCAUGUUUUUAAUUAUUGCACACUUCCUCGUCACCGCAUCGUAUUGUGUAUUAGGUAUGGCACACUUCCUCGCAUCACCACAUCGUCAUCUGCAUCAUGUUAUUGGGUUGGCACACUUCCUCGUCACCACAUCAUGUGUGGCACACUUCCUCGCCACCGCAUCAUGUCAUUAGGUGUCUGCACCUUGUCGUCACCACAUCAUGUGUGUUGGGUAUGGCACACUUCCUCGUCACAUCAUGUGCAUUAUUGGGUGUGGCACCUUCCUCGUCAUGCAUCAUGUGUGGUGGCACACAUUCAUCUCGCCACCACUUCAUCAUGUGUAUUGGGUAUGGCACACUUUCUCACUCACCGCAUCAUGUGUAUUGGGGCACUUCCUCGUCUGCAUCGCAUCAUGUGCAUGCAUGCACACUUUGUCGCCACCGCAUCAUGUGUAUUCCUCGGCACACCACAUCAUGUGUGUAUUGGGUAUGGCACACUUCCUCGUCACCACAUCAUGUGUAUUGGGUAUGGCACCUUCCCUCGCCACCGCAUCAUGUGUAUGUGGCACACUUCCUCGUCACCAUCAUGUGUGUUGGGUAUGGCACACUUCCUCGUCACCACAUCAUGUGUAUUGGGUAUGGCACACUUCCUCGACACUGCAUCAUGUGUAUUGGGUGUAGCAUCGUCACUGCAUCAUGUGUAUUGGGUCUUCCUCGCCACCACAUCAUGUGUUUUGGGUAUGGCACUUCUUCGCCACCGCAUCAUGUGUAUUGGGCCACUUCCUCGUCACUGCAUGUGUAUUGGGUGUGGCACUUCUCGUCAACGCAUCACACUCGAAAACGCAUCAUGUGUCCUGGUACACUUCCUCGCCACCGCAUCAUGUGUAUUGGGUAUGGCACACUUCGCAAACGCAUCAUGUGUAUUCACCACUUCCUCGAAAACGCAUCAUGUGUGGAAUUGGGUCCUGGCAUCAUGUGGGUUCCACUUCAAACGCAUCAUGUGUAUUGGGCACACUUCCUCGAAAACGCAUCAUGUAUUGGAGAUGGCACACUUCCUCGAAACGCAUCAUGUGUAUUUUGUGGCACACUUCCUCGAAAACGCAUCACUUGGGUAUGGCACACUUCCUCCAAACGCAUCAUGUGUAUUGGGUAUGGCACACUUCCUCGAAAACGCAUCAUGUGUAUUGAGAUUGCACACUUCCUCGCCACCGCAUCAUGUUUGUGGGGCUUUGCACUUCCUCGCCACCACAUCAUGUGUAUUGGGUUGGCACCUUCCUCGCCACCGCAUCAUGUGUAUUGGGUAUUGCACACUUCCUCGACACCGCAUCAUGUGUAUUGUGUAUGGCACACUUCCUCGCAAACGCAUCAUGUGUAUUGGGUAUGGCACACUUCCUCGCAAACGCAUCAUGUGUAUUGGGUAUGGCACACUUCCUCGAAAACGCAUCAUGUGUAUUUGGCACUUCCUCAAAACGCAUCAUGUGUAUUGGGUUCACUUCCUCGCCACCACAUCAUGUGUGGGUAUGGCACACUUCCUCGCCACCGCAUCAUGUGUGUUGGGUAUUGCACACUUCCUCGUCACCGCAUCAUGUGUAUUUGUAUGGUCGCAAACGCAUCAUGUGUAUUGGGUAUGGCACACUUCCUCGUCACUGCAUCAUGUGUGGGUGGCGGCACACUUCCUCGCCACCGCAUCAUGUGUAUUGGGUGUUGCACUCUUCCUCGUCACCGCAUCGUGUGUGUAUUGGCACACUUCCUCGCCACGCAUCAUGUCAUGGCACACUUCCUUCACUGCAUCAUGUGUAUUGGGUAUGGCACUUCCUCGUCACCACAUCAUCAUAGCACACUUCCUCGCCACCGCAUCAUGUGUAUUUGUGGCACACUUCCUCCAUCAUGUGUAUUGGGUAUGGCACACUUCCCACCGCAUCAUGUUUGGGUGGCACUCUUCCUCGUCACCACAUCAUGUGUAUUGGGUAUGGCACACUUCCUCGCCACCGCAUCAUGUGCAUGGCACACUUCCUCGUCACUGCAUCAUGUGUAUUGGGUACACUUCCUCUCGUCACCGCAUCAUUGGGUGUGGCACUUCCUCACACUGCAUCAUGUGUAUUGGGUGGAACACUUCCUCGCCACCGCAUCAUUGUGAGCACACUUCCUCGGCAUCAUGUGUAUUGGGUACACACUUCCUCGUCACUGCAUCAUGUGUAUUGGGUAUGGCACACUUCCUCGUCACACAUCAUGUGUAUUGGGUAUGGCACACUUCCUCGCCACCGCAUCAUCAUGUGUAUUGGGUAUGGCACUUCCUCGUCACUGCAUCAUGUCAUGGUUCCUCGUCACCACAUCAUGUGUAUUGGGUAUGGCACACUUCCUCGACACCGCAUCAUGUGUAUUGGGUAUGGCACACUUCCUCGUCACUGCAUCAUGUGUUUCGUUACCACAUCAUGUGUAUGGCACACUUCCUCGAAACCGCAUCAUGUGUAUUGGGUGCGCAUACUUCCUCACUGCAUCAUGUAUUGGGUAUGGCACACUUCACCGCAUCAUGUGGCACUUCUCGAAAACGCAUCAUGUGUGUUGGAUGGCACUUCCUCGUCACUGCAUCAUGUGUAUUGGGUGUGGCACACUUCCUCGAAACCGCAUCAUGUGUAUUGGUUAUGGCACCUUCUCGCAACCGCAUCAUGUGUAUUGGGUAUGGAACACUUCCUCGAAAACGCAUCAUGUAUUGGUGUGCACACUUCCUCGAAAACGCAUCAUGUGUAUUGGCGGCACACUUCCUCGAAAACGCAUCAUGUGUGCACAUACUUCCUCGCACUUCCACAUCAUGUAUUGGGUAUGGCACACUUCCUCGAAAACGCAUCAUGUGUGUGAGGUGUGCACACUUCCUCGCCACCCGCAUCAUGUGUAUUGGGUAUGGCACACUUCCUCGCCACCGCAUCAUGUGUAUUUAUGGCACACACCGUUCUCGUGUAUUGCGGCCGCAUGGGCGGCCACUCGUGCAUCAUUGGGUAUGGCACUUCCUCGACACCGCAUCAUGUGUAUUGGUAUGGCACACUUCCUCGACCGCAUCAUGUGUAAACGCACAUUCUCGUCACUGCAUCAUGUAUUGGUAUGGCACACUUCCUCGCCAACGCAUCAUGUGUAUUGGCACAUGGCACAUGUGUCCUCGCCACCGCAUCAUGUGUAUUGGGUAUGGGAGAUGUUGUGGCACACUUCCUCGUCAACGCAUCAUGUGUAUUGGGGUAUGGCACACUUCCUCGCCACCGCAUCAUGUGUAUGGGUAUGGCACACUUCCUCGCAAACGCAUCAUGUGUAUUGGGUAUGGCACUUCUCCUCGCCAUGUGUAUUCGACACCGUCACUGCAUCAUGUGUAUUGGGUAUGGCACACUUCCUCGCCACCGCAUCAUGUGGGUAUGGCACACUUCUCGGGUAUGGCACACUUCCUCGUCACCGCAUCGUGUGUGUGGGCAUCAGGUUUGGCACACUCGCCACCGAAAAACGCAUCACUGCAUGUGUAUUGGGUAUGGCACACUUCACCGCAUCAUGUGUAUUGGUACGGCACACUUCAUCGCCACCGCAUCAUGUCUGUGGUAUGGCACACUUCUCGCCACCGCAUCAUGUGUAUUGUGUAUGGCACACUUCCUCGCCAACGCAUCAUGUGUAUUGGGUAUGGUACACUUCCUCGCCACCGCAUCAUGUGUAUGUCUGGGUAUGGCACACUUCCUCGCCACCGCAUCAUGUGUAUUAACAGCACUUCCUCGUCACCGCAUCAUGUGUUUAUUGCACUUCCUCGCCACCGCAUCAUGUGUAUUAAUUAUGGCACUUCCUCGUCACCGCAUAAUGUCUCACUUCCUCGUCACCGCAUCAUGUGUAUUGGGUAUUGCACACUUCCUCGCCACCACAUCAUGUAUUUGUAUGGCACACUUCCUCGUCACUGCAUCAUGUGUGUUGUGUAUGGCGGCACUUCCUCGCCACCGCAUCAUGUGUAUUGGGUAUGGCACACUUCCUCGCCACCACAUCAUGUCUAUUGUGUAUGGCACACUUCCUCGCCACCGCAUCAUGUCUAUUGUGUUGUCACCACAUCAUGUAUUAAUUAUAGCACUCUCGCCACCACAUCAUGUCUAUUGUAUGGCACACUUCCUCGCCACCGCAUCAUGUCUAUUGUGUAUGGCACACUUCCUCGCCACCGCAUCAUGUCUAUUGUGUAUGGCACACUUCCUCGCCACCCCAUCAUGUCUAUUGUGUAUGGCACACUUCCUCGCCACCGCAUCAUGUCUAUUGUGUAUGGCACACUUCCUCGCCACCGCAUCAUGUCAUUUGUAUGGCACACUUCCUCGCCACCGCAUCAUGUCUAUUGUGUAUGGCACACUUCCUCGCCACCACAUCAUGUCUAUUGUGUAUGGCACACUUCCUCGCCACCGCAUCAUGUGUAUUGGGUAUGGCACACUUCCUCGCCACCGCAUCAUGUCUAUUGUGUAUGGCACACUUCCUCGCCACCGCAUCAUGUCUAUUGUGUAUGGCACACUUCCUCGCCACCACAUCAUGUCUACAUCAUGUUUUGUAUUGGGAUGGCACACUUCCUCGCCACCGCAUCACUUCCUCGCCACCGCAUCAUGUUUAUUGGGUAUGGCACACUUCCUCGCCACCGCAUCAUGUCUAUUGUGUAUGGCACACUUCCUCGCCACCACAUCAUGUCUGUGUGGCGGCACACUUCUCUCGCCACCGCAUCAUGUCUAUUGGGUAUGGCACACUUCCUCGCCACCGCAUCAUGUCUAUUGGGUAUGGCACACUUCCUCGUCACCGCCAUCAUGUGUCUAUUGUGUAUGCACACUUCCUGCCACCACAUCAUGUCUAUUGGGUGGCACACUUGGCCACCACAUCUUGGCACACUUCCUCGCCACCACAUCAUGUCUAUUGUGUAUGGCACACUUCACCUGUCACCACCACAUGUCUAUUGGGUAUGGCACACUUCCUCGCCACCGCAUCAUGUCCACACUUCCUCGCCACCACAUCAUGCGUUGUGUAUGGCACACUUCCUCGCCACCGCAUCAUGUCUAUUGUGUAUGGCACACUUCCUUGCCACCGCAUCAUGUUUAUUGGGUGGCACACUUCCUCGUCACCGCAUCAUGUGGGGUAUGGCUCCUCCUCGCCACCACAUCAUGUCUAUUGUGGUGGCACUCGUCACCACAUCAUGUCUAUUUCCUCGCCACCAGGCGGCACACUUCCUCGCCACCACAUCAUGUGUAUUGGGUAUGGCACACUCCCACCGCAUCAUGUUUAUUGUAUGGCUUCGCCACCGCAUCAUGUCUAUUGUGUUCCUCGCCACCGCAUCAUGUUUUGGCACACUUCCUGGCAUCAUGUUUGUGCGGCACACUUCCUCGCCACCACAUCAUGUCUGUGCACACUUCCUCGCCACCGCAUCAUGUGUAUUCGGUGUGGCACACUUCCUCGCCACAUGUUUUCAUCAUGUUUAUGUGUGUGGGUCCUCGCAUGGCACACCACCGCAUCAUGUCUAUUGGUAUGGUGGCACACUUCCUCGCCACUGCAUCAUGUGUCUAUUGGGUGUGGCACACUUCCUCGCCACCACAUCAUGUGUAUGGGGUAUGGCACUUCCUCGCAUCCACCACAUCAUGUGUAUUGGGUAUGGCACACUUCCUCGCCACCACAUCAUGUCUGUUGGGUAUGGCACACUUCUCGCAUCACCACAUCAUGUCUGUUGGUGGCACACUUCCUCGCCACCACAUCAUGUUUAUGGGGCAUGGCACACUUCCUCCCACCGCAUCAUGUGUAUUGGGUAUGGCACUUCCUCGCCACCACAUCAUGUUUAUUGGGUAUGGCACACUUCCUCGUCACCGCAUCAUGUGUAUUGGGUAUGGCACACUUCCUCGCCACCACAUCAUGUGUAUUGGGUAUGGCACACUUCCUCGCCACCACAUCAUGUGCAUUGGGUAUGGCACACUUCCUCGUCACCACAUCAUGUGUAUUGGUAUGGCACACUUCCUCGCCACCACAUCAUGUUUAUUGGUAUGGCACACUUCCUCGCCACCACAUCAUGUCUAUUGGGUAUUUCUUCGCCACCACCAUCAUGUGUAUGUAUUGGGUAUGGCACACUUCCUCGCCACCACAUCAUGUCAUUGUGUAUGGCACACUUCCUCGCCACCACAUCAUGUUUAUUGGGUAUGGCACACUUCCUCGCCACCGCAUCAUGUUUAUUGACCCUCGGCACCGCAUCAUGUGUAUGGGGUACACUUCCUCGCCACCAUCAUCAUGUGUAUUGGGUAUGGCACACUUCCUCGCCACCACAUCAUGUUUAUGGGGUAUGGCACACUUCCUCGCCACCACAUCAUGUUUAUGGGGUAUGA
Acanthosepion pharaonis is the source of this 7605-nucleotide messenger RNA. NCBI's taxonomy places the organism in Eukaryota, Metazoa, Mollusca, Cephalopoda, Sepiida, Sepiidae. The record is from the annotation of a GenBank genome assembly.